This is a messenger RNA of Penicillium daleae, 465 nucleotides long. RefSeq lists its product as uncharacterized. The transcript is spliced from 2 exons. NCBI's taxonomy places the organism in Eukaryota, Fungi, Ascomycota, Eurotiomycetes, Eurotiales, Aspergillaceae. The record is from RefSeq and is a predicted model, not a curated record. The coding region runs from base 1 to 465 and encodes 154 amino acids.
AUGAUCUUGUCCUCGUCCCUGAUGUACGCAGACAACUUCGGCCCUCCAGGUCGCUCCAAGACCUGGGAAUUUUUCAAGGUGGAUGACCUUGAGGAGGCAAUUCAAGUAUCUACCGAGGCUACUAAGGCGGAACCAGCGACUCCUUUGGUCCGAAUCAGGGCGUCUACUGUGGCCGUUGGCUUGUUAAUCAAGCGAGGAGACUUUCAAGCCGGCUAUGCUUUAGCUAUUGAAGCUAUUGGUCUCCUGCAGGUCAUCCAUAACCAAUCUUUAACCCUACAGGAUCAACAAUUUGUCGUCUCGCACAUAUCCGGCUUAGCAACACAAGCCUGCUCUCUUAGUCUUGAAGCUGGCCAGUCUACCUUCAAAGCCGUGGCUUCAUUGGAGAGUGGACGUGGUGUUAUCCUCAGCAUCCUUAUAGACGAUCGGAGUGACACAUCCAAGCUAAAAGAGGCCCAUCCCGCCUGA